AUGACGAUUGUGGUUUGUGCUUUCUCAGGAUUCUCGACGGGUAUGGUCUACCCGACGGCCCCUGUGUAUCUUGCGGAGCUCAGCCCUACAGAGAACCGCGGAUUUCUUGUUGGCUCGAAAGGAUUGAUGCACACUCUCGGAUUCUUCGUUGCUGGAUGGGUGGGUUAUGCGGGCUCGUUUGCUGUUAGUGAACUGCAGUGGCGUGUUCCUUUGGCCACGCAGAUGCCGCCUGCACUCCGUCUCGCUGUCACGACUCUUUUCUUGCCCUACUUUCCGCGAUGGCGCAAGUCUCUACACUGUCACUUACCGGUUCUGGCCGUGAGAGAGCGAUACGAUGACGCCAAGAAGAUUAUCGAAAUUCAACUCGAAGCCAACAAGAAGAAAGUUUCCAACUUCUGGAACCUGUUCACAUGCCAGUACAUCCGCAGAACCUUGUUAGCCUGCUUAAUAGUCCAUAUGAGGAAGCUUUCUGGGUCAAACAUCAUCCAAAAUUACCAGUCAGUCAUGUAUAACUCUCUUGGGUACGAGGGCCAAACUGUGGACCUGACAGGCGGUUUGUACGGCUUCAUGGCAGUCAACGGUCAGAUAAUCAACGUCUUCUUUGUCGCCGACCACUGGAGGCGACGCAACACUGUCAUUUCCGGGAGUUUCACGCUCGCUGUCCUCCUCGCAGUUUUGACGGCCUUAUCGAAACUUUUCCAAGAUGACUCGAACCCAGCUGGAUCCCGUGCCAGUGUUGCGUUCAUCUUCUUGUUCGCGGUUGCGUACUCCUUCUUCGUCAACAGUGUCAAUUGGCUCUUGGUAGCAGAGAUCUUUCCACUCGACCUCCGUGGCGUCGGUGUUGGCUUCUCAGUCUUUACACAAGCUGUUACGGCAAUUUGGUUAUCUUACGCGGUAUCAGCAGCGUUUGAUGCCAUCGAGUGGAAGUUUUACUUCGUCUUUGUCGCCUGCAACGCUUUUGCGGGGACCAUCUACUUCUUGUUCCUGCCCGAGACUCGCUUCUUAUCACUUAAGGAGGUGGCUACUGGGUCCGGGGACGAGAUUAUCAGUCCAGGAAAGAAAGGUCCGGAGCUGGAUUAG
Colletotrichum costaricense is the source of this 1080-nucleotide messenger RNA. RefSeq lists its product as uncharacterized. The record is from RefSeq and is a predicted model, not a curated record. The transcript has 3 exons. Gene Ontology annotation, biological process: transmembrane transport; carbohydrate transport. Gene Ontology annotation, molecular function: carbohydrate:proton symporter activity. Bases 1 to 1080 code for a protein of 359 amino acids. Gene Ontology annotation, cellular component: membrane. NCBI's taxonomy places the organism in Eukaryota, Fungi, Ascomycota, Sordariomycetes, Glomerellales, Glomerellaceae.